Molecule: messenger RNA, 747 nt
Organism: Alternaria postmessia
Lineage: Eukaryota; Fungi; Ascomycota; Dothideomycetes; Pleosporales; Pleosporaceae
Exons: 3
Coding region: 1-747 (248 amino acids)
Source: RefSeq, a predicted model, not a curated record
AUGAAGCGGCGAAGGUUUCAAUGUAACCGAACGCUCAUCAACAUCGCCUCCAAGUUAAUCCUCCUCGAUAUCCCCACGCCAGAACCAACCCCUUCGCGGCCCUCGACAUCACACGACAGGCAUACCUUCAAAGACGGCAUAUGCAACCAAUCGCCCUGGAUCAACCGCCGUAUCCUCGAUGAACUUACGGAACGAGAAUUAUACCUAGCAUGUCGCCACGUCCUGCUGCACUCCAAGCUGUCCGAUCAUGGCGUGAGGAACACAGGCUCCAAGCUAGACUGUGAUGGGUCUGGAAGACAGAAGAAUCGCAUGACACAAGCCUGCGAGACCAGCGUACACAUGCCCAUCAGCGUGCUCGCAGAGUUGUCGUCAACUUCCUCCAUCGGACGAGGACCCAACAUCAAGACCCGAACGCGACCGAAGGCAAACAUGGAGGCAAGAGCAAGGAGCUACGGAGAGAUGUCUACAUGCGCGAACAGUAAUGGCAAGCGAGCCGCUUUCGGACAGUUCGACGACCGGGAUGCUCAGAAGCAGGGGAAGUUGAGGAUGCGCGACAGUUUUCCCGACUGUGUACCGCAAUGGACGAACAGAUGCGACGAAGAUGUUACGCUACCCAUGAUUGUGGAUACGAUCGCGCGCGGAAUCCUUCCGACCGAGCCCAAGACUCAGGCCGAGAUUGGCGAAAUCUCAAGUCUGAAGGCAACAUUCAUUGACUCGAUGUCUAAGAAGGACAAAAAGGAUAAUUAA